UAAUGGCGCUUACAUUUGUAGUUUUGACAGCAUGUGUGACAUUAAUUGUCAAUAUUUGCACUAUAUCAUGCAGCAAUGACAUUGAUCCAAAUGGAUACGUUUUGUAUUGUCCCUGUAUGGGCAGAUUUGGUAAUCAAGUGGAUCACUUUCUUGGAGCAUUAGCUUUUGCUAGUGGACUAAAUAGGACAUUAGCCCUUCCACCAUGGGUUGAAUAUAGAACCGGACAUUCAAGAUCAAUACAAGUUCCUUUUGAUACAUACUUUGAAAUAGAGCCUUUGAAGGAAUACCAUAGAGUAAUUACAAUGGAAAGUUUUAUGCAAAAUAUAGCUCCAACGAUAUGGCCACAAGGAAAAAGAAAAGUCUUCUGCUAUUCUUCUCGAGGAGAUGGAAAUGAUUGCAAUGCAAAAGAUGGAAAUCCUUUUGGGCCAUUUUGGGAUACAUUUGAUGUAGAUUUUGAUGAAUCUGUCUUUUAUAAUCCUUUACAUUAUGAUGUCCAUUAUCAUGACACAAGUAAAAGGUGGAAUAAAAGGUUUCCUCCUGAAGAAUACCCUGUAUUGGCUUUUACUGGUGCACCUGCUCCAUUUCCUGUUCAAGAAGAAAAUAGAAAGCUUCAAGAAUAUUUGAUUUGGAGUGACUUGGUCCUCAAGAAAGCCAAAGAUUUUAUCAAGUCGAUGGAACCAAAAGGACCAUUUGUUGGAAUACAUUUGCGAAAUGGUAUGGAUUGGGUAAGAGCUUGUGAGCAUAUUGAGCACAGUCCACUAUUGUUUGCUGCUCCUCAAUGUUUAGGAUACAAAAAUGAAUUUGGAAAAGCAACUCGUGAACUCUGUUUCCCAACCAAAGAUACCGUUUUGAAGCAGCUGAGACGUGUUGUGAAAGCGCUUAGAGCCAGAUCUGUUUUUGUUGCAUCAGACAGUGAUCAUAUGAUUUAUGACAUUGAGAAGUCUUUGAAAGAUUUAAAAGUAAAAGCUUACAAACUUUCUGAAUCCGACCCUCAUGUUGAUCUAGCAAUACUUGGACUGUCAAACCAUUUUAUUGGUAAUUGUAUUUCUUCAUUUACAGCAUUUGUAAAACGGGAGCGGGAUGUAAAUAACUUGCAAUCUUCUUUUUGGGCCUUUCCAGUUAAACAGGAAAAUGAUGCUGUGAACCGAAAUCACGAUGAGUUUUAGCUUUUCUUUUUUAAUUUUUAAAUUCCUUUCAUUUUAAAAUUUUUAAUCUUUGGUUAAGAUUAGACUGUAUAGUCUGCCAAAUCUUUUACCAAUAUUGUUAGUUGGUUGGAAGCAAAUAUUACCUGUAGAUUUCUUUUGCAUUUAUCUAUAAUGCACACAUUAAAUAUCAAGUAAGUACAACAAGCACCUUGACAAAAGCAAUUGCAAUUUCAGUGAUGAUGAAUUACUGUCAUUUUUCAUAAGUUUUUGCUUGUGCUUAGCAAACAAAAAUGUACUAGGCAACUUAAUGUGACUGGCAAUUUUAUUUUAUAGGUUUUAUCUUUUAUUGUAUAUAUUAAUGAAGAGGCAUGAUUAUAAACGUAAAAAAAUGAGAUAUUUUAUGUAGAAAUGGAGAACAAAUGCAAACUAACAAGGAAGAACAAAUCCUUGUGAUAAAUUUUAGUCAAUUGUUAUACAUAAACAAUUCAGCCUUCAAAUUAAUUUAUAACCAAUGUUCGACAAAAACGGGAAAAUCGAAAAAGCCAGAGAAAAUUUUUAGGCACCAGAUAAUUUAUCUUUUAAGAAUUCAAAAGAAUUUCUAGUAUAAGAUAGCUUCUGAAUAAACUACUAGCCAAGGCAUCUUUUUUUAUGCUCUGGUUUUGUCGAACCCUAAUUAUAACUAUUGAAAACGUGUUACAUGAUAUAAUAGUGUUUUUUUUUCUUUUAAUUUUUAUUUCAUUUAAAAACCAAGAAGCUGUAGAAAUGUGAUUAAUCUUACUCUAUUUUAUGGUUUUUAAUUAUAUGUUUGUGUACUGUGCAGAAUAGUCAAGAAUCAAAUAUUGCUUUCAGUAAAGUAAGACAACGUUAGAAAAAGCACAAAUUUGCCAGUUACAGCAGACACGUGUUUCGGCGUUACAGGGAACGCCGAAACACAUGUCUGCCUGUAAUUGGCAAAUUUGUGCUUUUUCUAACGUUGUUUGUCUUACUUUACUGUUCAGACAAAGGUAUUUAUUUAUCUUAUUGCCUUCAGGUUCAUUUCAUAAAUUUUCUUUUAAAGUUUUUAUCUUAUGGAAUUGCAUGACAAUUGGUUUCACAUAUUUCAUGUGAAAAUAUACAAAAAAGAGCUCUUUAUUUUGUAUUGUGAAUAUUAAACAUUUGGGGUGUGGCUGAAGAUCAAGAUCGAAAAAUUUUCCGGUUGACAGUGGCGAGUAGAAAGAAAUUUAUUAGUUGCAAUUCCUUUCUUUUUUCCCUAGCUGUCAAUUUUGUUGCAAAACCAAAAAAAGUAACUUAACAUUAAAUAAGUUUUUCAAUUGGCUACUAAGUCAGUAUGCACGAUUAUGCUUCCGUUAUUCACCAUUCCCAUCAGCUUUUGACAAUUCAUCAUGUUGUACGAUCAUGAUGAAGAUAUAUUGUUGAAGUAACUUUUCGCUGCCAAUAGAGGGAACUAAUGAUAAUACAGGUUGAGUUGGGGAGAAGGUGGCAAAUGAUACUGAUGUUUUUGGUUGCCGCUUUUUUUAUUUAGUUGUCUUUUGACAAGUGGAGACUGCUAAGCUUGUUCUAAUUGUUGCUGAUGAAUAACUGUUAUUGAACAAUUUCCUAUUGAAAUAUGUUAAACUAUUUUAUUUACCAUAAUUUUUAGCCUCUGAUUUGCAUUUCAAAACUCCCAACUGUUUUUUUAGUUUACUCCUUGGAAAAAAGGGACCUGUAUUCUUUUCUCUUUUUUUUUUUUUUUUUCAAAAACAUACCAAAAAGAGACCCUAAUCUUAACUUCUAAAGGUUAAAAUUUGGAAUGUACUGAUUAAUUCGUAGUAAUUGAUGAAUUAAUUGACUGAAAAAUUAUUUUUUAAAUUAAAAUUACCUGAAAGAUUUGAUUAGAACAAGAAACUGUGCUGAAUGAAUUUAUUGCAUGUAAGCAAUAUUUUAACUCUAGCUAUUGUGCCCCUAUUAGGUUCAAAAUUUACAAAUGAUCAUGGUUAAGGUAGCUUAGCUACACCAUCUCUAUGAAACCAAAAGUCUCCAAGAAGUCCAGAAAUAAAUUCAGAUCUCUUAAAAUUAUGAGAACCGUGAAAUUUAAGCACUUGGAAUAUGAUUGGGAGAGGCCUGAUUGCUCCUGCAACAAUCGCAGUCUGGAAGCUGUUUCUCCCCUUGGUGAAAAGCAAGGGAUUUGAUGUGUCCAUUCAAAAAGCACGAUGGAUAUUGAACUGGUGAGACCAUCAAGGUCUUCAAUCAAAACACUAUGAAUGAUCAGGUGGAACCUGACGAAUUACAUUCAACUCCAUCCUUUUUGCUCGAGAAGAUUUCUGAGAAAGUCGGAACUACUGCUAUUUUCCCGGGCCUUUUUAAAAGCAGUCUUGGCCAGGGAAUCGACUUUCCUCUUUUCGAUCAAGCCAAAAUCGGAGGGAACCCAUUGAAAGUAUAUAGAAUGUCUAUCAAAAAGCUGAAUCACGAGAUCUAGAAUAUUCAUGCUUGUCAAGUCCCCAAAAGUCAUCAAUUGAGAAGGUACUGUGCAGAGGAACGUCUGUUCGUUCAGAUCCUAAUAUCCUCGAAGUCAAAAUCUGUGGUCGUGUGUAUAAAAUGUAAUCCUCUUACAUUUUAUAUAGAUAGCUAUUAAUCCUUUUUUGGAAAAGGAAGUAAAAAACUAACUUUUGAGGACUUAAAACUAAAAAAGGGAUUUUUAGAGAGGAAAACAGACCAGUUGGGAGCCGUGGCACUUCUUCCAUAGCUAAUAUUCAAAUUUGUUGGGGCUGCUUUGCUAGCCCUUUCUGUAGUUAUUGUAUACCCACCAACUAUGAAACUCAAAACCAAAUUCACCAAAAUUCUAAAGAUAGAAAACUAAAUACAUUAAUCAUAUUAACUGAAUUCUACUUGAAGACUCUCUCUUUUUUUAAAUAGUAAAAUUUUCACAUUUUUAUCACUUGCAAACUAUAGGCUUGAAGUUAUGGUACUUAAUGGUAAAAAGAUAUUACUUGAAUUGGAGAUAAAAAUAUGAAACAAAAAUUAUGCUGUCAAAAGCACAUUCCAUGACAGAAAACAGCAGAAGGAUUUUUUCCCUUCUUCCAAAAAAUUGUUGACACAUUUUUCAAAAAAUUUUCCUAAGCACUGUGAUUUACUUCAACAUUCAUGUGAUACAAGCUCUAUUUUUGUAACUUAUGUAAUAAAAGUAUUUUUCUGUGAAUUUA
Molecule: messenger RNA, 4324 nt
Organism: Uloborus diversus
Lineage: Eukaryota; Metazoa; Arthropoda; Arachnida; Araneae; Uloboridae
Product: GDP-fucose protein O-fucosyltransferase 1-like
Exons: 7
Coding region: 3-1166 (387 amino acids)
Biological process (GO): protein O-linked glycosylation via fucose; Notch signaling pathway
Molecular function (GO): peptide-O-fucosyltransferase activity
Source: RefSeq, a predicted model, not a curated record